This is a messenger RNA of Ipomoea triloba (trilobed morning glory), 965 nucleotides long. Its product is annotated as probable phospholipid hydroperoxide glutathione peroxidase. The coding region runs from base 20 to 760 and encodes 246 amino acids. Gene Ontology annotation, cellular component: cytosol. The record is from RefSeq and is a predicted model, not a curated record. Gene Ontology annotation, molecular function: glutathione peroxidase activity. The transcript is spliced from 6 exons. NCBI's taxonomy places the organism in Eukaryota, Viridiplantae, Streptophyta, Magnoliopsida, Solanales, Convolvulaceae. Gene Ontology annotation, biological process: response to oxidative stress.
CUCUGCUUCGUUUCUAAUCAUGCUCUCUUCUGUCAGCCGUCUUUUCCUCUCACGGAAUCUAUUCGUACUAAGGCAAUCUUCUUCUUGUGUGAUUAUAAUUAGGACAAUCCAUCUCGAAUCCUCAUCUGCUCCCUCGAACCUCGUACCCUCUCGGCUCAUCAGAACCACAUUUUCCCCUUCUUUAGCUGCUUCCUCGGUUGCCCCAACAAGGCUUGUGUUUUCGGCUUUGAGAUCGCUUCACUCCAUGGGCAGUGAACCCAGCAAGGCUGCUUCAAAUUCAAUCUACGACUUCACUGUCAAGGAUGCUAAAGGAAAUGAUGUUAAUCUUAGCACCUACAAGGGAAAGGUCCUGAUGAUUGUCAAUGUUGCAUCAGAAUGUGGCCUGACCAACACAAAUUACACUGAGAUGAACCAGUUAUACCAGAAAUACAAAGACAAAGGUUUUGAGAUUCUUGCAUUUCCUUGCAAUCAGUUUGGCUCACAAGAGCCUGGCACCAAUGAAGAAAUCAUGCAGAGGGCUUGUACUCGCUUCAAAGCUGAAUUUCCUGUUUUUCAAAAGGUUGACGUCAAUGGUGCCAAUACUGCCCCGGUUUACAAGUUCCUGAAGUCAAGCAAAGGCGGCCUUUUUGGUGGUAGCAUCAAGUGGAACUUCACCAAAUUUAUCGUCGACAAGGAUGGAAAUAUCGUUGAACGCUACUCACCCACCACAUCUCCGGCGAGCAUAGAGAAGGACUUGAAGAAACUACUGGGGAUUGCUUGAGACUUAGAGAUGAAUAAGCAGUCCUCAUAUAUGUUGCCCAUUCUCACAUAUGUAUAAGUUUCCCCCCUCCAAUGUGCCCUAACCUGAAAACUGCUUCAUAAAUGUGUCCCUAUAACCUUAUAAAUAAAAGGAAGAAUGACAUUUUUUCCAUGAAUUAAUAACGUUAGACAGUUGGCUUGUUAAUUACAAAGUUCUAAUUUGAACU